AUGCCGCCAGCGAAAGGCAAACCUGCGUUGUCGACUUCACGCGAUCUCGUGCCCGUGGGGCCUCGAGAGGUUUUCGCGAAAAACCUGAGCAGACGAGACGAGAACGGCAACAAGCCGCUCACUGCUCGUGCCCUCGUUUUGCGGAACGGCAAAUAUGGGGCGCGAGGAACUGGAGAACUCAUGGCGAUGGGGAGGAUGAGCGGCAGGGAGAAGCUUGAUCUCUUGUCCGAGGAUCUUAUUGAACGCUCCAAGACGGCUAUCGGAACACCUUUUCGUCUCGAGAGAUGUAUCAACAUUGCAGAUUCUCAACUUGCCGCGAAUUUGGAUGAGAUAAAUGACCUGCAGGAUCCGGAUCUUUUCUACAACAAGAUCAAGGCGGAGGUAGAAGCUCGUACGCCCCAAACUCCAAGCAAGAGUGUAUCUGACCUCCUCCGCAAUGCGAGUUAUGUUGCAUCUAUCGUUGCCGCUAGAAUACACAAUGCAUAUAUGCUGGCAUCAGCUUGGAGGCUUGUCGGGGACACACUUCGCGAGCUAUCUGAGGCCGGAGUCCAGGAUACCACCGUCAAGACAUAUCUCGGGAAGAAUGCCAACAUACGAGCCAAAUAUCUCGUCCUCUACGAUAUUGUGAAUAUUGUUGCCCAGGCUGGCCAAUCAAAGUUUGCGCUUCUUGCUACCACGGCCCCACACUACUCCCAAUACUUUAAGAGAUUCGAAGAUAGCGAAACGGGCGAACUGGAAUAUGUUUUUGAUUGGGCCUACCUGAAAGAUAUGCACAAGUCUUUCAUCGACUCCAUCAUUGUGGAGCUCUGUCUACCGCAGUCACCACUGCCAAGACAGAUAUUGUUUCAGAUUCUCCAUGAAGCCAUCGAAGAAUCCCCUCGUGAGGCAAAGCGCUUCCCGCAAGCAGUUUGGGACGCUGUUGGCGAUUUGUCGGUCAUAGUACAGCUCCAGGAGUACUUAGAAAGCCCGCUGCUCGGCGCUGAAGGCGAUGCGUGGAAAAAGCAACCCCGUGAGAUGCCGGAAGAAUACGAGGAUUGGGUUGAUGCGCAGAUCUUCUCCGAGAAGGCAUCGAAGAUGUACGCAAACUUCAAGGACACUAUCUACCCGCUCGAAAAGACCAAGUUUGCGUACGUCCUCGAUAAUAUGUGGAAGUUUGUCAAUCUGAGUUACAAAGAAGUCUGCGGCAAGGACAUCGAUUCCUUGUGGCAGCUGGAGGACGUAAAACAAAUGGCACCUCAGUGGCAUGCGUUCUAUGUAGCCGGAAGCAAAAGGCGCGGUAGCGGCGACGAGUCAGACGACGACGACAUGCCCGGCCUACUGCCAGUCAAGAGCAAAGGCAAGGCCAGUGGUAAAAAUCCGCCUCGUCUCGCCAUCACCAACGGGGAUGGUGAAAGUGAUGCGUCCAUGCCAUCGCUGCAGACUGUCUCUGACUCCUCGGAUGAGGAUGAGUCCGACGAUGAAGGCGAUUACGAUGAUUACAGCGACGAUGAUGACCACAAGACUGAGUCCGAGAGCGGAUACGAUACAGACGACGAAGAUGCCCUACGCGACAUGCUCCGGGAGGCCAUGGACGCAGCAAUGGCCACCCCCGACUUCUUCGAUCCCAAGAGCGCGGCGCUGGAGUUCGACGAACUCACGGAAGAUCGCAAGGGCAACCCGUUUUUGAAGCUGUUAGGAUCUCUGCGAGGGCGUAUGUUCUCCUCGAAUCCCACCCUGAGGACCACGGACCGUACGGAGCCUCGGAGGCCCUACGCUUCUGGAAAGUCUCGCAAGACGACUAUUGAGGAUGUGGUGGAUGAGGAUGACGCAUCUACAUCUACCGCCAAAAAGAAGAAGAAGAAGCCCAGGAAGAAGAAAAGGCCUGCCACUGCGGCAAGCACCCAGGAGACAUUGGCUGAGCAGCCGGCACCUCAAUCCCCCACGGUUCAUGGCGCGCCCGCUUCGCCCGGAAAAAAGAAGACUACUCCCAGGCCGACUCAGAAUCCCUUGCAUAAUCCGUCUAUCAACACCAGCAUCAACAGCUCGGCCACGACUCUACCACACCUGUCGACGACGUCUCUACCGCUGCCACAGUCCGCCCAGUCCGCCCAUAAAUACAUGCGAACGGAGGGUCUCGUCACGAAGCUAAAGGAGAAGGUCAAAUCCCGACCGGAGUCUAACAGCCUCGAGCUUAUUCCGGAGAAGAAGGGUUUCUUUAGUCGCUUCAAGAAGGAUAAGACAGCCGAGGAGGAGGAGGGGAAGAACGGCAGCAAAUUCAGCUACUUCUCGAAGUUGUCCAAGAAGACGGCGACAUAUAUGCAUCAGCUGCUGCAGACGUCUGAGGACGAGAAGAAAGGUCUUGCGCCCAUGAAGUGGGAGAACUUCCUGAAGGUCAUGCGGGAGAUGGGCUUUUCUUACGACCCAAGUACUGCUGGGUCUAGUGUUAGGUUUGAUCCCCCUGACCGGCGCGAUAAGCCCAUCACGUUCCAUAAACCUCAUCCUGAUCCCACAUUGCACCCAGUCAUGCUGAAGGAGUUUAGCAAGAAGCUCAAGAGGUACUACGGCUGGUCUGAAGAGGAUUUUUACAAGGCAACGCAGUGAAGACGGUCAUGCACGGGUCUCGUCAACCUGUAUUAUUUUCCUGCAGCCUACAGUAAGAACAUUGCACCUAAGUUGUAGCGUACAGCUGUGUUUCCCUAGUCUGCUUGUUGUAAUUCUGGGCCAUUUGUUCUACAUGAGAAAAGACUAUUCUAUCCGCGU
Messenger RNA from Postia placenta MAD-698-R-SB12, 2739 nucleotides. RefSeq lists its product as hypothetical. The transcript is spliced from 13 exons. Gene Ontology annotation, molecular function: mRNA binding. The coding region runs from base 1 to 2580 and encodes 859 amino acids. Lineage: Eukaryota; Fungi; Basidiomycota; Agaricomycetes; Polyporales; Adustoporiaceae. The record is from RefSeq and is a predicted model, not a curated record.